CUGCUAACUUGUCACUUUCUGCUAUGCUAUCUUCCAUUUUUCUAUAUAAAUACUCACUCAGUACUCCCAUUUUUGUACUCACCUCUUCAAUCCCCUUCUCUCUUUAAACUACAUUUUAUUGUGUUUCUCAAUGGCUAUCCCUGCAGUAUCCAUGUUUUCUCUUGUACUUUUCUUCUUCAACUUUUGCCUUCAAGGAGUGUAUGGUGACUAUGGAGGAUGGCAGACUGCUCAUGCUACCUUCUAUGGUGGAGGCGAUGCGUCCGGCACAAUGGGGGGUGCCUGUGGAUAUGGAAACCUGUACAGCCAAGGUUAUGGCACAAACACUGCAGCACUAAGUACUGCUCUAUUUAACAAUGGGUUAACUUGUGGCGCGUGCUACGAGUUAACUUGCAACGGUGACCCCAAAUGGUGCCUCUCGGGAACCAUUACAGUCACAGCAACAAAUUUUUGCCCUCCCAACCCAUCUCUGCCGAACGACAACGGCGGGUGGUGCAAUCCGCCCCGUCAGCACUUUGAUUUGGCUGAACCGGCUUUCUUGCAAAUUGCUCAAUACCGUGCUGGAAUUGUUCCGGUUUCUUUCCGAAGGGUGCCCUGCGUAAAGAAGGGAGGAAUAAAGUUCACAAUAAAUGGUCAUUCCUACUUCAACCUUGUGUUGAUAACCAAUGUUGGUGGUGUGGGUGACGUACAUUCAGUAUCAAUCAAGGGUUCAAAAACAGGAUGGCAACAAAUGUCAAGAAAUUGGGGCCAAAAUUGGCAGAGCAAUUCCUAUUUGAACGGCCAAAGCCUCUCGUUUCAAGUCACCGCAAGUGAUGGAAGGACAAUCACUAGUGGCAAUGUCGUCCCAGCUGGUUGGCAAUUCGGACAAACAUUCCAAGGCGGGCAAUUUUAGUUCCGUUAAUUGAAAAUUCAUAGAAACAUUUGGAAAAAAUUCGACUUUAAAGAUUAAGUUUGGUAUUAGUCAAGAUGGGUUGCCGGAAUAUGUCAUGAUUUGGACAAGUCAAGUCUAUGACAAGUACCUCUAAUGAUGUGGUGGCUGGAUAGCACCCGCAUAAGCCUACUUAUCAUAGUUUUUAUAGUUAUUGUUUGUUUGUUUGUUUUUUUUUUUUUUUUCCAUAUAUAUAAUUCAAAUGGUGGCAAAGAUUGAAUGAAGCCACCUAAAUAUCAUAUAAGUUUGUAAGUAAAAAUCUUAUUCAAUGCAAAAUCUGAACUUCGAGCAACUUAUGUAUGA
Messenger RNA from Olea europaea var. sylvestris, 1228 nucleotides. Its product is annotated as expansin-A8-like. The transcript has 3 exons. Gene Ontology annotation, biological process: plant-type cell wall organization. Bases 131 to 889 code for a protein of 252 amino acids. Gene Ontology annotation, cellular component: extracellular region. NCBI's taxonomy places the organism in Eukaryota, Viridiplantae, Streptophyta, Magnoliopsida, Lamiales, Oleaceae. The record is from RefSeq and is a predicted model, not a curated record.